Molecule: messenger RNA, 1771 nt
Organism: Merops nubicus (carmine bee-eater)
Lineage: Eukaryota; Metazoa; Chordata; Aves; Coraciiformes; Meropidae
Product: tyrosine-protein phosphatase non-receptor type 11-like
Exons: 14
Biological process (GO): protein dephosphorylation
Molecular function (GO): protein tyrosine phosphatase activity
Source: RefSeq, a predicted model, not a curated record
GUGGUUUCAUCCCAACAUCAGUGGAAUUGAGGCAGAGAAGCUGCUCCUGACCAGAGGUGUCCAUGGCAGCUUUCUGGCACGACCCAGUAAGAGCAACCCAGGAGAUUUCACUCUCUCUGUCAGGAGGAACGACGAGGUGACACACAUCAAGAUCCAGAACACGGGGGAUUACUACGACCUCUAUGGGGGGGAGAAGUUUGCCACGCUGGCUGAGCUGGUGCAGUACUACACCGAGCAGCAGGGGCUGCUGAGGGAGAAGAACAGCAACGUCAUCGAGCUGAAGUACCCCCUCAACUGCCAGGACCCCACCUCCGAGAGGUGGUACCAUGGGCACCUCACUGGCAGGGAGGCAGAGAAGCUUCUGGCAGAGAAGGGGAAGCCAGGCAGCUUCCUGGUGCGAGAGAGCCAGAGCAAACCAGGAGACUUUGUACUGUCGGUGCUGACAAAUGAGGAUAAGAUGGAGACUGGGGACAGGAAGCUCCACGUGACCCACGUGAUGAUCCACUACCAGCCCGAUGGGAAGUAUGACGUGGGGGGAGGAGAGAGGUUUGACACGCUCACAGACCUGGUGGAGCACUAUAAGAAGAACCCCAUGGUGGAGAAAUCUGGAGCUGUGGUUCAUCUGAAGCAGCCAUUCAACGCCACGCGCAUCAACGCAGCCAACAUUGAGAACAGGGUGAAGGAGCUGAACAAGAUGGCAGACCACAGUGAGAAGGCCAAGCAAGGGUUCUGGGAGGAGUUUGAGAUGCUGCAGCAGCAAGAGUGCAAGCUCCUCUACCCCAGGAAGGAGGGGCAGCGACCGGAGAACAAGGCUAAGAACCGCUACAAGAACAUCCUUCCCUUUGACACCACACGGGUGGCACUCCGGGACGUGGACGAGAGCGUGCCUGGGUCAGACUACAUCAAUGCCAACUACAUCAAGAGCAUCCCUGAAGAUGGAAGGAACUCAGAGCACUGCAAGAUCUAUAUAGCCACCCAGGGCUGCCUGCAGACAACAGUGAAUGACUUCUGGGCCAUGGUGUAUCAAGAGAACAGUCAUGUCAUUGUCAUGACAACCAAGGAGGUGGAGCGGGGCAGGAACAAAUGCUUCCGUUACUGGCCGGAGAAGGGCAGCACCAAGGAGUAUGGCUGUGUCUGCGUGAGGAACGCCGGCGAGCGCGAGGCCCAGGGCUACUACCUGCGGGAGCUGGAGGUCUGGAGGCUGGACAGGGAUGAGUGCCCGAGGCGGGUGAAGCACUAUCAGUAUUUUAGCUGGCCAGACCACGGGGUGCCCAAUGAGCCAGGAGGGGUUCUGAGCUUUCUGGACCAAGUGAACCGAGCCCAGCGCAGCAUUCCAGACACGGGGCCCAUCAUAGUGCACUGCAGUGCUGGAAUAGGACGCACAGGCACCAUCAUUGUGAUAGAUAUUCUGGUGGAUAUUAUUCACAGGCAAGGUUUGGACUGUGACAUUGACAUCCCCAAAACCAUCCAGAUGGUCCGCAGGCAGCGCUCGGGCAUGGUGCAGACAGAGGCACAGUACAAGUUUGUUUACAUGGCUGUCCAGCAGUACAUUGAGGCUGAGCAGAAGAGGCUGGAAGAAGAGCAGAGGAAUAAAAGGAAAGAGAGAGACUACUUGAAUAUUGGCUACUCUCCUAUGGAAAAAGGCAGAGGCAAAGGGCAGCCCCCUUCACCACGGACCCCCUCUGUGGUUGAUGAUGAAUCAGCUUCUGUCUACGAGAACCUGAACAUCAAAAGCCCAAAGGUCUCAGGGAUGAGUAACACAGGACGGUAA